Messenger RNA from Nanorana parkeri, 6141 nucleotides. Its product is annotated as piezo-type mechanosensitive ion channel component 2-like. The transcript has 42 exons. The record is from RefSeq and is a predicted model, not a curated record. Gene Ontology annotation, cellular component: plasma membrane. Gene Ontology annotation, biological process: regulation of membrane potential; cellular response to mechanical stimulus; detection of mechanical stimulus. The annotation marks the transcript as partial. Lineage: Eukaryota; Metazoa; Chordata; Amphibia; Anura; Dicroglossidae. Gene Ontology annotation, molecular function: mechanosensitive monoatomic ion channel activity; monoatomic cation channel activity.
AUGGUAACACUGCAAGCAAGAGCAUGCAUGUUCCGGUACAGUGGAAUAUCAUUUGUCUACCUCAUCUACCUCUUGCUUAUUCCUUUAUUUUCAGAGCCCACCAAGAUAACAAUGCAAGGACAUACAGGACGGUUAUUGAAAUCCUUAUGUUUCAGCAGUCUUUCAUUCCUUUUGCUGCACAUCAUCUUCCAAAUAACAGUAAACAGCCUCGAGGCCAGAAAAAACAUCAACCCUCAGUAUAACUGUACAACAUGGGAGAAAACAUUUCGACAGUUGGGCUUUCAAAGCCUCAAGGGAGCAGAUGCUGGCAAUGGAAUACGAGUGUUUGUACCAGAUAUUGGAAUGUUUAUUGCCAGUUUUGCCACCUGGCUCUUUUGCAAAAAACUUGCCCAGAAAACAGUGACUGAAGAGGAUGCACAAUACAACACUCAGUUUGUAAAUGAAGAAUUGACAGAAGCAGGGAAAAUGGACAUGGAUGAUGCAUUAAUGUGUGAAGAUUUUGAUGGAGAAGAUGAUGUUAAUGAAGGGGCAGAAGAAAGCACAAGGUUAAAAAUUCUUCGCAAAGUUGCCUCAUUUGCCUCAAAGCUUAAAGAAUUUAUUGGCAACAUUAUAGCCACCGCUGGAAAAGUAGUUGUUAUAAUUUUACUUGGUAUAACAGGCAUGAUGUUGCCUUCUUUGACCUCAGCUGUGUAUUUCUUUGUAUUUUUGGGGUUAUGCACAUGGUGGUCCUGUUGCCGAGUAUUUGAUCCGCUGAUAUUCAGCUGUCUAUGUGUAUUAAUGGCCAUAUUCAGUGCAGGGCACUUGAUUGGACUUUAUCUUUACCAGUUGCAGUUUUUUCAGGAGAUUAUUCCACCUAAUGAUUUUUAUGCCAGGUUAUUUGGUAUCACUUCAUUAGUUCAAACUGAUUGUUCAAGCACAUGGAAAUUCAUAGCAACUCUCCAACGAAAUUGGUACCACUAUACAAAUCCUGUUGUCCUUUUAGUACUGUAUUACACACUGGCAACUCUCAUACGUCUUUGGCUGCAGGAGCCUGUAAACAAUAAAGAGGAUGAAGAAGGGGAAAACGAAGGAGAGUACAGCCCAGCACCUCUAACUGCAGAAAGAAGACGCAGUCUGUGGUAUGCCACCCACUAUCCCACGGAUGAAAGAAAACUUCUUUCCAUGACCCAAGAUGAAUACAAGUCAAAUGAUGUACUGCUUGUAACAGUUAAUGGGACUCCAGUUGAUUACCAUUCAAUAAAUACAUCACUUCCUAUAGAGAAUGGACCAACUAAAAUAGACAUGUACUCCACACCACAAUACAAGUGGGAGCACAAUGAUGAAAUCUCAGAAAAGAAAGAAGAGGAAGAAGAAGAAGAGCUAGAGUUGGAAGUUUCUGAAAAAAAAGAAAGUACCAAGCUUCACGUCAUGGUUGUUGCAUUACAGUUCAUCAUGAAGCAAAGCUAUAUAUGUGCUCUCAUUUCUAUGAUGGCAUGGAGCAUCACAUAUCACAGUUGGUUAACCUUUGUGUUACUCAUUUGGUCAUGUGCCCUCUGGAUGAUUCGUGAUAGGAGGAAAUAUGCCAUGAUUAGUUCACCUUUUAUGGUCAUCUACGGCAAUAUAUUAUUAACAUUACAGUAUAUAUGGAGCAUAGACUUGAAAGAUGAACUUGGUGAAGUUUCAGGUCUUCUUGAAAGAAAGAAACCAGAAGAGCUGGCAUCAAAGAUACUUUUUAACGUUACAUUUUGGCUUUUGCUGAGACAACACCUUACUGAGCAAAAACAGUUGAAGGAGAAAGAAGCGACUUUAUCAGAAAUUAAAGUUGGAAGCCAAGACAAAGAGGAUGAAGUGCAAAAAAGUGAAGAUGAAGAAGAUGAUGAUAAUGAUAUCAUGAAGGUGCUAGGAAACAUGGUGAUGGCAAUGUUUGUUAAGUACUGGAUUUACGUUUGUGGAGGAAUGUUCUUCUUUGUGAGUUUUGAAGGAAAAAUAGUCAUGUACAAAAUCAUCUACAUGAUGCUCUUCCUUUUCUGUGUGGCGUUGUAUCAGGUUCACUAUGAAUGGUGGAGGAGGAUUUUGAAAUACUUCUGGAUGUCUGUGGUAGUUUACACCAUGUUGGUGCUUGUCUUAAUUUAUACAUACCAGUUUAAAGCCUUCCCACCAAUUUGGAUGAACAUGACAGGAUUAAAUAAAGAGAAGCUGGCAGAUCUUGGUUUGGAAACAUUCAGUUUGGGUGACUUGUUUACUCGUAUAUUUAUCCCAACCUCUUUUUUGUUGGUGUGCAUAUUACACCUCCAUUACUUUCACGACCAUUUCCUUCAACUUACAGACCUUAAGGCUGUAACCAGCAAACAGGACAACACAAUUUACAGCCAUGCCAAAGUUAAUGGCCGUGUUUACCUAAUAAUAAAUAGCGUCAAGAAAAAAAUUCCAAUUCACCAAAAUGAAUUGGUACACCCAGAAGGAAGUUUGCCUGAUAUAACCAUGAUGAACUUAACUACAGAGUCUGAAAUGCUAGACAAAGAAGAGAAACAGGUUGACAUAUAUGCACAAGAGAAAGAACAUGAUCGGGAUUCAGGGGAUGAGUGGGAGAAAGGAGAUGAUAAGGGGGGAGGAGAAAGAGGACAAGAUACUGAUGAGGAGGAGCCAGAGACAGAAGAAUCUGAAGAAGAGGAGGAAACAACAACAGAUUCCAGAAAUAAAUGGCAUUUGGUUAUUGACCGUUUAACAGUUCUUUUCCUAAAAUUUUUGGAAUAUUUCCAUAAAAUGCAAGUCUUUGCGUGGUGGGUCCUGGAACUUCACAUAAUAAAAAUUGUUUCUUCAUACAUCAUAUGGGUGACUGUAAGAGAGGUUUCCCUUCUCAAUUAUGUAUUUUUAACUGCCUGGGCCUUUGCCUUGCCCUAUUCCCAAUUCCGGCCAUUGGCAUCCAGUGUUUGUACUGUUUGGACGUGUGUCAUCAUUGUAUGCAAAAUGUUGUAUCAACUUUCAACUAUUGAACCACGGACCUUCUCUAGCAAUUGCACAGAGCCUUCAGCCAAUCAGACAAAUAUUGUUAACAAAACAGAACUUGGGCACUCGCUUCUGUACAGUGGUCCAAUUGAUCCAUCUGUGUGGGUUGGAUUAAAGAAGUCAACACCACUUCUUGUCUAUUUACGGAAUAACUUACUUAUGCUGUUUAUAUUAGCCUUUGAAGUAACUAUAUACAGACAUCAAGAGUAUUACAGGUGUCGAAAUAAUCUGACAGCACCAGUCACAAGAACAAUUUUUCAUGCUAUAACAAGGCAGCACCUGGAUGACGGAGUAAUCAAUUGUGCCAAGUAUUUCAUAAAUUACUUUUUCUAUAAAUUUGGGAUGGAGACCUGCUUCCUACUGUCUGUUAAUGUAAUUGGCCAAAGGAUGGAUUUCUUUGCCAUGAUCCAUGCAUUUUGGCUAUUUGCUAUACUGUAUAAACGAAGGAGAAAAGCAAUUGCUGAAAUCUGGCACCGAUAUUGCUGUUUUCUUGCCUGUGUUAUUACAUUUCAGUAUUUCUUUUGUAUUGGCAUUCCUCCUGCUCCAUGUAAAGACUAUCCUUGGAGACACCACGGAGCCAAAUUUAACUCCAACAUUAUAAAAUGGCUCUACUUUCCAGACUUUAUUGUGAGACCUAACCCUCUAUUUCUUGUCUAUGAUUUCAUGCUGUUGAUUUGUGCAGCUCUUCAGCGGCAAGUGUUUGAAGAUGAAAAUAAGGCAGCAGUUCGAAUUAUGGCCGGGGACAAUGUGGAAAUCUGUAUGAACCUUGAUGCUGCAUCCUUUAGCCAACAUAAUCCUGUCCCUGAUUUCCUCCAUUGCAGAUCCUAUUUGGAUAUGGCGAAAGUUAUCAUGUUCAGUUAUCUCUUCUGGUUUGUUCUCACCAUCAUAUUCAUUACGGGCACAACUCGAAUCAGUAUAUUCUGCAUGGGCUAUUUAGUGGCAUGUUUCUACUUCCUCUUGUUUGGAGGAGAUUUACUCCUUAAACCUAUACGAAGCAUUCUACGCUACUGGGACUGGCUAAUCGCAUACAAUGUCUUUGUUAUAACAAUGAAAAAUAUAUUAUCGAUAGGAGCCUGUGGUUAUAUAGACUCCCUGAUUGAAAACAGUUGCUGGCUAAUUCAGGCAUUCAGUCUGGCAUGUACUGUGAAAGGUUAUAACAUCCCUACGGACCAAAAAAAUUGUCAGUUGCCAAGUGGUGAAGCCGGUAUAAUCUGGGACAGUAUCUGUUUUGCUUUUCUGCUAUUGCAAAGAAGAGUGUUUAUGAGUUAUUACUUCCUACAUGUUGUGGCAGACAUCAAAUCUUCUCAAAUACUUGCAUCAAGAGGUGCAGAACUCUUUCAGGCAACAAUCGUCAAAGCUGUAAAGGCAAGACUUGAAGAGGAAAAAAAAUCUAUGGACCAGCUAAAGAGGCAGAUGGACCGUAUUAAAGCCAGGCAAGAAAAAUAUAAAAAAGGUAAAGAAAGAAUGCUGAGUCUGGCUCAGGAAUCAGGAGAAGGUCAAGUAAUCCAUAAGCAGGAAGACGACGAUGAUGAAGGUGAUUAUGCAGACAAAAAGAAAGUCAAGGGCAAAAAAAAGCAGUGGUGGCGGCCUUGGGUUGAUCAUGCUUCCAUGGUCAGAAGCGGUGAUUAUUAUUUAUUUGAGACGGACAGUGAAGAGGAAGAAGAUGAUGAUAAUAAAGAUGACGAUGAACCAAGAAGGAAAUCAGCUUUCCAGAGAGCUAUUGGAAAAUUUGCUUCAGCCCUUUUAGCCUUGCCAAAGUCUGUCAUUAAACUGCCUAAAACAAUUCUUCAAUAUUUAAUCAGAGCUGCAAAGUUUGUUUAUCAAGCCUGGAUCACAGAUCCCAAAACUGCCCUGAAACAAAGACGUAAGGAAAGCAAAGAAGAAAAACAGAAGGAAAUGAGACGCAAGGGAAUUGCAGAAGGUCACAUUAUUAUAGAAUGUGAAGAUAAAGAAGAGGAACAUGGGAAAAAAAAGUCGGAUGGCCCAGAUAACAUCAUCAAAAGAAUAUUCAACAUUUUGAAGUUUACAUGGGUCCUUUUCCUUGCCUCACUUGAUAGCUUUACUACCUGGCUCAACUCAAUUUCACGUGAGCACAUAGAUAUCUCCACAGUUCUAAGGAUAGAGCGCUGUAUGCUGACAAGGGAAAUUAAAAAGGGCAUUGUUCCAACUCGGGAAAGCAUUCACAUGUAUUAUCAAAACCACAUCAUGAUGACACUUUCAAGGGAGUCAGGACUAGACAGAAUCGAUGAAGAGCCUGGUUCAUCAUCAUUACAUGCAAACAAUGGCAAAAUUUCCAGUAGAAGAAUGGACAGUGCAGAUUCUGCUGCUUCUCAUGACAGCAUGUCCAGCUGCAACACUGAAGCAACCAUGCUGUUCUCAAGGCAAUCUACGCUUGAUGAUUUAGAUGGACCAGACUCUAUACCAAAAACAAGUGAGCGUGCGCGACCUAGGCUUCGUAAAAUGUACAGCAUGGACAUGUCCUCUUCAUCUGCUGACAGUGGCAGUGUAGCAUCCAGUGAGCCAACACAGUGCACCAUGGUCUACUCAAGACAAGGGACAACUGAGACCAUUGAGGAGGUAGAAGAUGAACAAGAGGAAGAACACAAGAGUCCAGUUACAAGAACAGAAACUGAGGAUGAAGACUAUAGUGCUGAUCUGGAGGGAACUAGCUAUACACCCGACACAGACCUGCCAUUGUAUGCAGCAGAUGGAGACCUUCCACCAUCCUACAGCAAAGCUGUCAGCUUUGAGCAGCUUUCAUUUACUUCCCAGGAUGAAUUAGCGGAUAAUAAUUUGAUGGUUUUAAGCCCUGAUGACAGCCAUAUGGACAAGCUACAUGAUAGUAUACUUCCACCUCUUACACAUGAAUUAACUGCUAGUGAGCUGCUUCUAAACAAAAUGUUUCAAGAUGAAGAGCUGGAAGAUUCAGAAAACUUUUACUGUGGACAGCCACGCUUGCUGCAGCUAAUUUAUGCACUGUACAACACAUUAGUAGCCAGAUCAGAAAUGGUGUGCUAUUUUGUUAUUAUCCUCAAUCAUAUGAUUUCUGCUUCUAUGAUAACACUGGUGCUACCAAUCCUCAUAUUUCUGUGGGCCAUGCUAUCUGUGCCACGACCCAGCAAACGGUUUUGGAUGACUGCCAUAGUAUACACCGAG